Molecule: messenger RNA, 1152 nt
Organism: Lutzomyia longipalpis
Lineage: Eukaryota; Metazoa; Arthropoda; Insecta; Diptera; Psychodidae
Product: juvenile hormone esterase-like
Exons: 5
Coding region: 1-1152 (383 amino acids)
Source: RefSeq, a predicted model, not a curated record
AUGAUCUCCCAUGGUAGGCGCAUGAUAAUUUCCCCUCAGCAGAAUUCACCAGAAGUUUGCACUAAGGCCGGAUGUAUUCGUGGAACAGUUGAAAGUGGACGAAAGAAGGGUUACGAGGCAUUUACAGGUGUCCCAUAUGCGGAGCCUCCAAUUGGAAAUUUAAGAUUUGAGAACCCAGUCCCACACAGGGGAUGGUCAGGAUAUUGGAAUGCUACAUAUCCGAGGGAUGACUGUCUCCAGAGGAACGUCUUCCUUACUUAUAAACCCAUUGUAGGGUCAGAAGAUUGCCUUUAUUUGAAUGUUUACCGACCACUUGAACGGAAACGGAAGCUUCCAGUUAUUGUAUACAUUCAUGGGGGAUGUUUCAUAGCUUUUUCAUCUAAACCCGGAUUUUUUGGACCUGAAUAUCUGAUAGAUACUGGUGAAGUUAUUCUUGUGACAAUGAACUACAGACUUGGAAUGUUUGGAUUCCUCUGUUCAGGCGAUGGUGCUGUGAAAGGGAACUUUGGGCUUAAAGAUCAACAACUUGCUCUCAAAUGGGUUGCUUCCAACAUUGAGGCUUUUGGGGGUGAUCCUGAUUCAAUAACACUUGCAGGACAGAGUGUUGGAGCCAUUUCAACACAGUAUCAUAUGAUGAAUCCAGUAUCUCAAGACCUCUUUCAUCGAGCUGUAGUAAUUAGUGGAUCAAUUGAUGCAUUCUGGAGUUUUGGUGAUGAUGAAGAAGAUAAUUUCCGUCUAAGCUCCAAGUAUGCUGGUCUGAAAAAUUGGAACACAGCUUCUAGUCUUGAAUUAGCAAACGAACUAAAGAAGUUAGAUGCAAUGAGUCUUGUUUUAGCUCUCGAUGAGCUUUUUCUUUUUGACUUGACACCAUUCGUACCCCUUCGUCCGUGUAUGGAAGCAGCAAAUCAGUAUCUCCAUUAUACUGAUACAACUAAAAAUCCGAUUUACAUCUACGAAUUCGGUUUUACGGGACGAGACACAGUUGUUAAAUACUUAAGUGGAAAGGAUAUAAAUGUCGGAGUAAGUCAUCUCGAUGACAUGAUCUACCUCUUUACAAUGAAGGACCUAUUUCUACCGCUUAAACCCGAUACUCCAGAAGGAAAAAUGAGUGAUGUUUUCCUAAAGAACCUCUUGCUCCCAAUUGUGAAGUGA